Molecule: messenger RNA, 156 nt
Organism: Stereum hirsutum FP-91666 SS1
Lineage: Eukaryota; Fungi; Basidiomycota; Agaricomycetes; Russulales; Stereaceae
Exons: 1
Source: RefSeq, a predicted model, not a curated record
UAUGCAAAGAUGUACGAAUACUAUGGCUACUACCAAAAAUCAGCCGGAGACCCUGACGCGCAAGCUCGUUGGGCGCACCAACUGACCUGGGAAGUAGCUCGCCAUGCGGUUGGUGAGGAGCUCAUUGUGUAUCCGUUAAUGGAGGAGCACAUGGGG